Molecule: messenger RNA, 393 nt
Organism: Lycium ferocissimum
Lineage: Eukaryota; Viridiplantae; Streptophyta; Magnoliopsida; Solanales; Solanaceae
Exons: 1
Coding region: 1-393 (130 amino acids)
Biological process (GO): mRNA processing
Source: RefSeq, a predicted model, not a curated record
AUGGCUUCUAUCCUUAGAAAAUCUCUAAAAAACCCGUUUUUAUCAGCAUCAAGAAUCACCACAAUACUCUGUUCUAAACCUACACCUACAUUACCUUCGCCACAUCAUCAUUCGUCCAGUAAUCUUGGUCAAAUCCCCUGUUUCUUUCAACAAGGAACAUUGGAUUCAAAUCUGAAUAAUGUUGGGUUUUACCCAAGUUUUUCUUUUGGGCAUUUCUUGAAUCCAGUUUGCCCAAAUGGGUUGGUUACAUUUGAGGAAGAUAAGGUUGUUGUUGAGGAUGAGUCAAAAAAUAAGAUUUGGGCUGAUAGUGUGAAGAAGAAGAGGAAGAAGAAGAUGAACAAACAUAAGUUGAAGAAGUUAAGGAAGCGCUUAAGGAGGAAGACAAAGGCAUAG